Molecule: messenger RNA, 1767 nt
Organism: Solea solea (common sole)
Lineage: Eukaryota; Metazoa; Chordata; Actinopteri; Pleuronectiformes; Soleidae
Exons: 7
Coding region: 166-690 (174 amino acids)
Source: RefSeq, a predicted model, not a curated record
CGGUGCGUCACGGGAUACAAAAUGUCUGCCCAGAAUGUGAGCUAAUGCUAAUUAACGAGAGAAAACACUCACAUACACGCGAAUAAAUGUAAAGUUCAUGGUUUUUCUCUGAGCUGCUGUGCUGUCAGUGAACACAUGACAUGUUAACUGCAUGUGGCUUAAACCAUGUCAACUAAAGCAGAGUGCAGAGUGUCCAGCUCCAGUUCCAGAACAGAAGAAAGAAGGAGAUCAAGAAGCCAAGGACAAGAAAAAGGGAAGCGGAAGCGCAGCCGUAGUAGAUCUUCUUCUUCCUCCUCCUCCAGUUCGUCUUCGUCAUCUUCAUCAUCAUCAUCAACCUCCUCAUCCUCCUCUUCAUCACACUCAUCCAGUUGCAGUCGAAGUAGCUCUAGUAGCAGUGACUCUCGCAGCAAAUCCAGGAAGCAGUCUAAGAAAAGUAAAAAGGAGAAACAGCACAAAAAAAAAGGGAAGAAAGAGAAGCGGCAUAAGCGCAAAAAAGACAAGAAAGCCAAAGGAGGAGAGGAAAAUGCAGGACCUGUACAGAUCUCGAAGUACUUGAAGGACAAGAAAAAAGGCAAGUACAGCAUGAUCUCAGGGAAGAAAAUUAAGAUGAAAGUUAAGAAGUCAAAGAAAGACAAACAGCGAGAUAAGAAUCGGGCAGAACUCCUCGAGUUCUUGAACUCUACUGUGUGAUGCCACAUUAGACACCACUCGUGUUGUGGUCAGGCUUGGACACAGCCGCAGAACUCAGGAAACACCGACUGAGUGUUGCAGGAGAACCAAACCGAGGAUAUUUCUGAGGAAGGAAGACGUGGUGAAUGCACCCUGAAUAGACACACGGGGGCAGCACUGAGUCCUUUGGAGGAAGAGAGCUGUUGCUCUCGCAGCACAGUGACAUGUUGGUAUCCCGGUUUCCCAGUCCUUCAGCCUUUACUCAACAUGAGAGAGUUGAAAUAGGCCAGUGAUUGACAUCUCAACUUUGCUUGUGGUUUAAAAAUGUGGUCGCCACAGAUUCUGCGUUGCACUGAUAUUAUCACAUUCAAAGUGGACACUCUCAUCUACAUUUCUGCACCACACCCAGAUGGAUAAUCUGUUUGUUGCUGGGUCAGGGUUGUUGUUGUUGCUGUCAGGCUGAUGAAUACAUUGACCACACUGCAACUCGACCACAGACUCUUCACUUGCAGAUUUAUGCUAACAACUUUGUGCAGAAAUGAAGCAGCAGCUGCAGAGAUCUGAUGAACAAAUUUCUGAUUUUUGUCGUUAUGAGUCCUUCAUAUAGUUACAUGAUAUAAUGGUGUGAAUGAGAUUUCAUUCGACUCCCUCUGAAGCCACAAUUUACUAUAAUUCCCCCCCCCCCCGAUAUAUCUCAUAGUCUUCCCCAAGACCUGUGAAUGGACUUUGAUGUGUAAACUACAUGAAGAUCUUGAAAGUUAUAGAUAUAUUUUUUACUUAAAUUAGGAACAGUCAAUUUAUGUUGUAAUAAAAAGCUUGUAAAGUUUGAGAAGUAAAAAAAAAAUGGAGGGAAUCAGCGUUAACUGUGUACCGACAUCAUAGUUUAGUUUGUGAAUAAGCUUGGUAUGCGUGUACGACACACUCAUAACAUUCAUCUCUGCAUUCAUGAGUCGUUUAUUUUUUAUCAAUUUGAAAUACAAAACACAGUUACCGUUAAUGUCUCCACUUGUAUAAAAAUGAUGAUGGAGUAUUAACCUGUCAUGUACUGUAGUAUUUUGCUGUGAGGAAAAACGGCGAUAAACUGCUGGAAAGAUUUUA